Messenger RNA from Dufourea novaeangliae, 516 nucleotides. Its product is annotated as WAG22 antigen-like. The coding region runs from base 1 to 516 and encodes 171 amino acids. The transcript has 3 exons. NCBI's taxonomy places the organism in Eukaryota, Metazoa, Arthropoda, Insecta, Hymenoptera, Halictidae. The record is from RefSeq and is a predicted model, not a curated record.
AUGGGGUGGAUUUAUCUUGCCAAUAUUUUGCUCCUCUCCUUAUGCGCGGCGGGAUUGCCGUUGCCACAGGGUGGCGGGGCGGGGGCCCAUGGACAGUCGCAGGCUGGUUCGCCGAGCACCCCGGGCCCCGGCGGUGGUACAGCCGGCAGCGGCGCGAGCAGUACACUUGGCGCCGCUGGCGGCGGUGCAUCUGGCUCCGGCACCAGCGCCGGAGUUGGCCUCGGCGUUACUGGAGGAACCACCGGGGGCGGGGCCGGCGGCGGUGCCGCCGGAGGUGGUACGGGCUGGUCCACGGGGCCUGCUCGUCGGGGCCGAGGGUGGCGCGACUGGCGCCGCGGCGACCCCACCCUUAUGAAGGGUCUCUGGAAGUCGAAGGGACCUCUAGAUUCUCUAGGAAACGCGGAGGCGUACAUCUUCCUAGCGUUGUUGAUCGGUUUCGUCACCGUGGUGGUCGGCUGCUGGCUGUCCGACAACUGUUGGUCACCUGAACCAGAAGGUGUGGUCACCCUCGCAUAG